Molecule: messenger RNA, 1967 nt
Organism: Spizellomyces punctatus DAOM BR117
Lineage: Eukaryota; Fungi; Chytridiomycota; Chytridiomycetes; Spizellomycetales; Spizellomycetaceae
Exons: 4
Coding region: 147-1853 (568 amino acids)
Molecular function (GO): protein binding
Source: RefSeq, a predicted model, not a curated record
UGAGCGUUUCAUGUUUUUUAAUACUGAGCUUUUAUCGUUGGAUCCGCAAAGGGAAAGAAAAAGCUGGGUACACCCCCAAAUUCAACCCCACAAAAGUACGGGUGUUGAAUUAGGGUACGGGUCAUUACAGCGAGCAACCUAGUACUAUGUCAACCAGUCGAACUGAUGUACUUUCAAUCGUUAUGGAUGAGGUGGAGGAUGCCAUAGAUGUUGCAACGAGAGAUUGGGUGAAAGAAUAUCAUGGAACCCUACCUAUCCCCAAAUGCUCCCCAACAACCACCAAUCCGACCCUCUCACAAACCCUCGAGCCACUCAAGAAGCUAUCAGAAUCCCUCUUCCGCAAAGGGUUCCUCUCCGGUCUAUUCUCUGAUUUCACCGUCCAAGUCCUUGGUAUGACUUACAACCUCCACAGGAUUGUGCUCCUCAACAAUCCUUAUUUUGCUGGCAUGCUGGACGGUGGACCAUGGAAGGAGCAUGAAAGUCGACAGGUGCAGAUUGCAAUCGACGAUCCCAAUGUAACUGUGGAAGGCAUUACAACAGUACUGGGAAGGAUGUACGGAAAUACACAGCUUCAUCUAACUUCGACCUCGGCACCAAGCGUACUGGCGGCAGCGUUGUUUUUUGGGGACAAAGAAUUAUGCGAUAUGACAGUUAACUUCAUUGUUGAAGAUCUAUCACCUGAUACUGUCUUGGACUACCUGCUAUUUUCAGAUGGGUACUGCUACGGUACACAUUCAGAAACAAUUGUUGAGGCGUGCUUGACUUACCUCUGUCGGGAGGGAUAUGCGAGGAAGGAGCUAAGACCGGUGUUUGAGAGAAUGCCCGUGCGGUGGCUGGAGAGAAUGGUGACGAGUGACUGCUUUUGGGUACCGAGCGAAGAACAGCGGUGGAAUUUCAUUGUGAAGAUCAUUGAAGAGAGAAGAAGGACAGAACUUGGAAAGCGCGAUGAUGAAGCGAUAGAGCUCGGAAAGCGGUUUGAGCAACUUGCAUCUCUGGAAGGAACUAUAGAAACAUGCACCAAAGAAGAUGCCGCCGCUUGCGCAGCCGAAUCGGAAGGCCAUGUAUGGACAACGAUCAAAGAUCAACCCAGCGAUGAUGAAAUUUCCGCGGACGACGACUCCGACACCAUCUAUGAUAAUAUCUUGGCUCGGGGUAUAGGUUAUAUCCACAUCCCUUUUGACUCCCUCCUCCGAAUUCACAGCUACACGGAAUUGCAAGACAUCAUCGACCUUCCUGACCUUCUCGAGAGCUCCGCAUGGACCCAGAAAGAGCUCCAACACAUGAUUACGUCUGCAACGGAAGACACAAUGGAAUUCAACAUCGAUGAACCUGUCGUUCCAAGGAGUGACACAAGGCAUAUUGAUGGACUGCGUUUGACAGAGGUCAUGGACGAGGACAAUUUGUAUGUACAUCAAGGAAUGAGGUUCUGUCCCAUGCGAUUUGGCGUGGAAUUUUCGGAUCUGAGGAGAAUCGCUAGUGGAGAGAAGGUCGCGAGUAGAAGUGUUUUCUAUGCGGGUUCCAUGUGGCAAAUCUAUGUGCAAACCGUAACAGUCGACGAAACGCCCAAGCUCGGGAUCUACCUUCAACGCAUGCCGGUGCCAGUCCCUAAAUUUAGUACCUACCCAACCUAUGCCCAGCUACCCUCGACAACACCAUAUAUCGAUCCGCGUAAAACCACCCUUACAUGGUUUCAGCUCUACUGUUUCUUUGGGGACAAAUGCUACGUCCUGGAAAGCAAGCCCGACAAAUUCCAACUGACACAAUCAUGGGGCUGGAGAAUAAAUAAACUGUACCGAGAUGCCUUUGAUGCGGGAAGGAGUUUGAGAUGUUGCGUCGUAUUGGGGCAUGUAUGAUUAGGAUUAAUCGGAAUCUGGGAGCCUAUUUAAUGGACCUAUUGAUGUGGUUUGUGAUUAUGCUUUAAGAUUUAAUACUAUUACUAGACAAGCCAGAAGUGAUAUUGAUCGGAA